This is a messenger RNA of Lecanosticta acicola, 1204 nucleotides long. The record is from the annotation of a GenBank genome assembly. Lineage: Eukaryota; Fungi; Ascomycota; Dothideomycetes; Mycosphaerellales; Mycosphaerellaceae.
AUGGGCAAGGCUGCGAGGAUAGCGUGUAUCUUCACGCCCAUGGCGUUGACCAUCGCCUCGUUUGUCUGCCUCAUCUUCGUCGAACUCGGCGGCUCCACCAUCAAGGACAUGCAGGUACGCAUUCCGCUAACUUGGAAGUCUCCACGCAUUCAAUUGGAGUCCACACUGACACCAUGGUGCAAAGUUCUUCUCGGCAAAUACCACGAACCUGACCACCUCGAGCUCCGACAACGCAGUCCUCACCCUCGCCAUCGACUCAGCCAAGAGCAGCAUCGCCAAGAACUACGACGUCUACCUGUGGAAUUACUGCAGCUCCAACAAGACCGACGGAUCCAACAGCAAAUGCUCCAAGCGAGAGUCCGGCUUCGUCUUCGACCCUCUGGAUGUUUGGGGCUUUGAGGUCAGUAACAGUACCGGUGCUACGUCUACCUCUUCCGCCGACAACGCCGUCGAGUCGGCGAUUGCGAGCGUCAAGGGCGAUACGCAGGAGUACGAGGAUAAGAUCCUGGGGAGCAGUGGCAGGAAGGCUUUGGAGGCAUACCGCAAGGUAGCGAAAUGGUACGUGGAAACGUCUGGAGAGGGCCACAUCCUCUUGAAGUAGAGCAAUCCGCACGAAAAAGAGCAGAACUGACAGAUGCAUUGCAGGAUGUUCAUCGCCUACCAAGUCAGCUUCUGGACCACCCUCGCAACCAUCGUCGUCGGCAUCUUCGCCAUUUUCAGCCGCUGGGGUUCCCUCUUGACCUGGAUCCUAGCCUUUGUCUCGUCCUUCUUCACCCUAGCCGCGGUGCUCACCAGCACCAUCCUCUUCCCCGUCCUCGUCAGCGCCCUCAACGAAGCCCUCAAAGACUACGGCAUCAAGCUGGAACUCGGACACCAUGCGCUCGCCGUCACAUGGCUUGGCGUGGCAUUCUCGUGGGCCGCAACGUUCUUCUGGCUCUUCAGCAUCUGCUGUUGCUCUGGACGCAGCAAUCCGCACCACAAGAACAACAAGGGAGGCUUGUGGAAUGCCGAACCCAAGGGCCAGGGAUACGGAGACUACGGUGCACGAGGUCUCAAGGUCGAGAAGACUGGUGGUGCAUACGAGCCGGUACAUCACAUGGGCCACGACAGCGACAAUGUGCCUCUGCAGAAUUACGCCGCCCAACCAGCCGGCUACGGACACGCACCGGCUCAAGCUGGCUUUGAGCCUUACAGACACUCUUAG